AUGACCAAGUCGUACCGUACCGUCUCUCUGAACGCCGCCAUGGCACUCGCUGGGAUACUCCCCUUGGAUCUCCGAAUACGUGAGGCCGCGUCCUUGUACGAGGCCAAAAGGGGAGUGUCGGAGCGAUUGCUUGGCGACAGAGAGAUGGAUGGGAGAAUGCCGUAUCCGGCCGGAAGGCUCUGCCUGCGGUUUACCAGCCUGGUUGACCGAGACGACCUUGAGCGUAAUAACGCUCAAGGAGUGCGCAUCUUCACUGAUGGCAGUAAAAUUGACGGCAAGGUUGGGGCCUCGAUCUCCAUAUGGAAUCGCGAGGCCGAAACCAAAGCCGUCAAGCUAAAGUUGAGUGCGCACUGCUCGGUCUAUCAGGCUGAGCUUCUUGCCCUGGACAGAGCUGUAUCUCUCGCGACGAAACGCCCGGAAGCCUCCAUCGGCAUAUACACCGACUCGAGAUCUUCGCUCGAGUCGGUGGUCGGGCGUAAUUCCUUCCAUCCCCUCGUGAGUAACAUCCGCGACAACUUGAGAGUUUGUCACACCCAGAACAAGAAACUUUCCCUGUUCUGGGUGAAAGCUCACGCGGGGCUGGAAGGAAACGAAAGAGCUGAUGAGCUCGCGAGAGAGGCGGCUCUGGGGUUGAAGAAGAAACCGGACUAUGACCGAUGCCCGGUGUCAUUCGUCAAGCGACUACUCCGUGAGGAGUCGCUGGACGAAUGGGACCGGAGAUAUAAGUCCGAAGAAACCGCGGGCACAACAAAAGUUUUUCUGCCGGAUGUACGCUUUGCCCACAAAGUGGUCAAAACCAUCGACCUAAAUGCGGUGCUCACCCAGGUGCUGACUGGUCAUGGAGGUUUCGCGGAGUACCUGCAUAGGUUCAAGCGCAAAGAGGAUCCGGGGUGCGUGUGUGAUGGCGGCCUAUCAGAAUCGAUUCUGCAUCUUCUGAUGGACUGCCCUCAGCACGACGCGACCCGCGAGGACCUGCAACAGGAGUUGCGCGUGAAGCUGUGCAGGGGCUCCUUGCCCUCCAUUCUGGGCGGGGCCUCUGGUCGAGAGGCGUUGCUCAAGUUCGCUAGCAGAGUAGCACGGGUUGCUAUUGCCAGGAACAGAGCAGUGGAUACAGACGUAUAG
Messenger RNA from Bicyclus anynana (squinting bush brown), 1122 nucleotides. RefSeq lists its product as uncharacterized. The transcript has a single exon. The record is from RefSeq and is a predicted model, not a curated record. The coding region runs from base 1 to 1122 and encodes 373 amino acids. Gene Ontology annotation, molecular function: nucleic acid binding; RNA-DNA hybrid ribonuclease activity. Gene Ontology annotation, biological process: DNA replication, removal of RNA primer. Lineage: Eukaryota; Metazoa; Arthropoda; Insecta; Lepidoptera; Nymphalidae.